CCCCCCUCCACCUCCACCUCCCUCCCUCUCCGCACUUCCAUUUCCUCCCCACCACCUCAACCAGCCCGCCCGCCCUCCUCUACCGUUCUCCUCCGACGCCUCCCUCCCUCCGGUCUCCCGGACCAGCCGGUUGCUUCUCCUGCUCCGUCUGCCGUCCGGGACGCGGCGGCCGGGGUCACCGGAGGGGGUUCUUCGCUCUGCUCUCGCGGUGUUUGUCUGUUUGUGCGACAGCAUAGGUCCGGUGCUCCUUUGUGUCUGUCGGGGACUCUCGGUCUCGUCGUUAAUGCGUCGGUGCCUGUGACCGGGAGACCGAGGAGAAGGCGAGGGGACGGAGGAAGGAGCUGUUUGUUCGACGACGAGGGAUGUCAGGAAUGGAAGGGGACGAGGCGGGAGCUGCGGCUGCCGCGGCGGCGAGGAUAAGGGUGGUGCGCUGCCCCAAGUGCGACAAGUUCCUGCCGGAGCUGCCCGCCUACUCCGUCUACGUCUGCGGCGGAUGCGGCGCCACCCUCCAAGCAAAGAGAAAAAACUCGGCUCAAGCUUUGGAUUCCUCUGAUAAUGGAAAUAUGAAAUACCUGGAAGUACUGGAGAGUGUUCCAGAGACAUCUGAAGCAACAAUGGCUGGAGCUAGCAUUGAAUAUAAAUCAGUACCCAACAGAAUGCCACCUUUGCACAGUAGAUCAGUUUACAGCCGUGAUAAUAGUCGGAUUACAAGAGAGACAAGCACCUCAAGUGUCAAAGCUAACAUAAGAGAUGAUGUCAAGGAGGCCAAGUACAUGCGCUUUCGUAAUGUGGAAAAUGGAGAGAAUGCACAUCCUGUAAGAGCAAGAGGUGUAUCUGACAUAAGGUCAAGGUCACCAAUCGACAGUGUUCCACCCAAUGCAGUCCGAGGAGAAGGCCCUGCUGACCACCAUUUGAAGUCGAGGAACACAUAUUCCAACCGGGAGCAUGCCAAUGAUACAGACUUGGACGGUCCAAGCAGAGUCAGGGAUCUUGAGAAAGAUCGGGCCGAGCUGUUGAGGAUGCUUGAUGAGUUGAGAGACCAGGUGCAGCAAUCGUGUGAGGUGAAUGGGCCGGAUACAAGUGCUACAGUCAAUAGAGCAGCAGAUGCCUCAAGUUCAUACAAUAUUCAUGAACGGUCAAGUCAAUUUAGGCAUGAUCCAUCUCAAUUGCAUCGGAAGGGUACUCAUCACUCUUCAUCCAUGAAUAUGCGGAAUCCUAGCGUUCCACAUGUCUAUGGUCCAUUGCCUGCACAGCAAAACCUUCAUGGAUAUGUGGAGCCUAUUCCUCAUGCAAGAACCUCUAGCUAUCCUGCUGGCCCUUACCCAUGGAGAAAUUUCGAUAACUAUUUCUUUGGACAGCAUGAUCCUGACCCUCUCCUCUCUUGCCACCACGAAGGUUUCUACCACCAGGCUGCUUGUUCUUGCUCACAUUGCUACCACCGGGAGUUCUUGCCUGUACAGGGAACCCCCCUGGGUUUCAGUGACCAGAGGGCACCGUAUCUUGUGAACAGUUACGGAGCCUAUCCUGUGGAUGGUCCCUUGCUUGGUCAGCAAAGGUACAAUUCAAGAGGCGCUAAUCCUUCCUUGCAGCAGCAUAACCUGAGGGCCAACAUAAGCAAGAAGCCUGCACAAACUUGUGAGCCAAUUGCCGGUGGUGCUCCUUUCACCAUCUGCUACAACUGCUAUGAAGUACUGCAGCUACCGAACAAACGCUCCUUGUUGGGAAAGGAGUAUAAAUUGCGGUGUGGAUCAUGCUCACACACAAUUGUAAUCAAGCUUGAUGGAACCAGGCUUGAUGUAUCAGAACUUGUGCCAAGUGCACAUUUGUCUCCUGCACGGCAAAAUGGCAUUGGUGAUAACAUGGCAGACAACUUGCGUGCUACUGCUGAGGAUAGGUUACUUCCACCAUAUGCUUUUUCUGUAGCAAGCCAGCAAUCUCAGGAAAAGGAUAAACACUCAAAUUCAAGCGAAACAGACAGCAAGCAUACCCCUCUGGGGACUAAUUCUGAGGAUAGCCCUCAAUCCAGGGAUCUUCCUGCUGAAGACAAUGUGAUUUCCCGCACACCGAGUUUACCACGUCGUGAUAACUGUGGAUUCUCACCAUCUGAAGGUUCUGGAAUAGGAAGCAGAAGUACCCGUUCUGAACAUGAAAAGGUUGUACUGUUAACUGAAACUUGCAAGCAGAACUCAAUCAAAGAUGUGUGUGUAGCAAAUGAGACGCACUCGACAGACAACGAGUUUGAUGAUCCUGAUUACACAGAAGAUAUAUUAAAUGUACCACAAGAUCCUGGCCACACUAGGGCGACAAAGGUGGGUGAUUCAUUUUUCACCAAUCUUAUAAAAAAGAGCUUCAAAAUGAACAAUGGAACACGCAAUGGAAGAGCAAGGGUUUUUGUAAAUGGUUUCCCUAUCCCAGACCGUGCGGUCAGGAAGGCUGAGAAGCUAGCUGGACCAAUAUAUCCUGGUGAUUACUGGUAUGACUACCGUGCUGGGUUCUGGGGUGUUGUCGGUCAGCCCUGCCUUGGCAUGAUACCCCCUUAUAUUCCAGAGUUUAAUUACCCUAUGCCCAAGAAUUGUGGUGGUGGAAACACUGGCAUAUAUAUUAACGGAAGAGAACUCCACCAGAAGGAUUUGGAUUUACUUGUAUCUCGAGGACUCUCUGAUUCCCCUGAAAGAUCUUACAUAGUUGAAAAUUCUGGGAAAGUUACGGAUGAAGCAUCUGGCGAAGAGCUUUAUGGCCUUGGCAAGCUUGCACCAACCGUCGAGAAAUUGAGGCGCGGAUUCGGUAUGCGAGUCCCCAAAGUUAUCGUGACGGGCCAGCACGGUACAAUCAUAACCCACGGGUAAGCUCGGGGAUGAACCUGUGGUGUAGCUGCAUCCAAGAACAUAGAGAUAUGAAGAUCAAUGGUGGCAGAUCUGAUUUCCAGAAUUUGUUUUUUCAACUUCAGCCUAUGUGGAUGUGGCCUCCGAGUUCUUGUGCUUGUUGGAUUGUUUGUCUGAGGCCUCCUAUAGAGGCGUGCCUGUAAUUUUUCUACUACCUAGCUAGACGUUUUGAUUGAGAAGUUGGGUUGUUUUGUUUGUUUGCCUGUUACAUUUUCUUGACACACCAACCUUACCUACCUAAAGAUUUACUACCUUUCCAGUGUGA
This is a messenger RNA of Aegilops tauschii subsp. strangulata, 3147 nucleotides long. RefSeq lists its product as uncharacterized. The record is from RefSeq and is a predicted model, not a curated record. Gene Ontology annotation, biological process: regulation of defense response to fungus. Lineage: Eukaryota; Viridiplantae; Streptophyta; Magnoliopsida; Poales; Poaceae.